UCUAGCUCCUAUGGUCGUACGUGGAAGUUUUAGUUCUUGAUUCGGUAUAUAUUGCUUGCAUCUCCACUGGCCUUGACCUCGAGGGCAAUUCCAGAAUACCUACAAUCCCCUACCUACGUAGGGGGAAAAGUAAAUAAACAAUUUGAGGUAUAAUACAUGAGAUAUAUCACCUACGGCGAUUCCAGUAUCAAGAAACACACAUCUGGUAAGUAAAAAUGGAUUAUAAUGAGAAAUCGUUAAUGACGCUGUCGAUCACCCUAAUGUUAAUCCAAGACCUUGGAGGUACCUAUAUUACUAAGGGAUAACAUAAUACCGACAUAGGUGGAGCCAACUUCACAUUGCCGUAUUCUUAUUUGCAUCACGAGAAGAAAGCUCGGGUUACAUCACUGGAGGGUCAAAACCCCCGCGAAUAGUGGCGUCUUCAAGAGUGGCGGGUUGGGGAAACGGUGCGGGGAAAGCAGGGACGGGCUUGUCUUCAGCGGGCAAGGUUAAGGACUCUUGUCGGCCAAAUUCAGCCGGGAAGAGAUACGGAUUAGGCUAGCGAGGGCGAGUCGGGGCCGAUGAUCGUCACGAUGUAAUACCAGAUGUCUGAAGGCGGAGUAUCCCGUCGGAAACGCAGCUCUAAUUGCAGGAAAUCGGGGUACCCGUCGGCAUGAUCCUCGCCUAUGCGGACUAAGUCUUUGCGCUGCGGCGCGGGGUCGGCGAGAAGUACAUAUAUAUUUGGAAUGGCGGAGAUGUACAAUGGUCGUUUCCAUCUGGUUGUCUCUCUGCCUAGGUGCGAAGGUAUUCACAAUGUUCGGCCACAAGCUCCUCGGCCUGUUGGCAUUAUGCGGCCUAAAAGCGUCUGCCUCGGUCAUUGUUCGGAAGACGAGUAAGGGCCCGACUGGGUAUGAGGUGGAUUUCAAGUACACCAACACCACCGCGAAGCGCGUGAGCAUCGGUGACUUGCAGUUGUUCACCGAUCAGCUGCAUACCACGAUGGACACACGUGCAUGGUACAGCCCGCGAGACUACCAACCCGGCGACUUUCCCGUCAACUAUGGAACACAGCCCGUCGACCUUGUGUAUCCAUACGAGAUGACGAACGAGGGCAACGGCUCGUGGACAUUCACGACGCCUUUGCCCGCAGGAGUCUACCAGUAUCAAUACCUCAUCGACUGCGACUACGUGCCAAACUGCACCAUCGUGACCGGUCAGCUAGUCACCGAUCCGGACAAUCCCCCUUUCCAAAAUGUCAUAGGAGAUCAAGUCGCCUCCAGCUUCCAGGUCCCGUACGACGCGCAGUUCCAAGGCACUGACGACAUAAGCGCGAAUUACGACUAUGCGCUGCCCGCGCCUGCGCAAUACCGAGGGACAAUCAAGUCCGUUAAUUAUACCUCGCCGGGAUCCACACACCCGGCUCCUAACGUACACGACCUCACGCUGUAUCUCCCGGCCGAGUACGGCAAAGUAAAGGGGAAGAAGUACCCGCUUCUCUACCUCUCGCACGGAGCCGCCGGCAACGGCAACGAUUGGGAGAACCAAGGCCGAGUCUCCGCCAUCCUGGACAACCUGAUCGCCGGCGGCCACAUCGCGCCGACCGUCGUAGUCAUGCCGUCCUUCUACAACCUCGACGACAGCCUGCCGCCCUUCAUCAUGGGCAACGCGUCGACCAUCUUCACCGCGCUACCGGACUCGGACCACAUCCGCGAGAACUACCAGAAGUACCUGUUCCCGUGGGUGGAGCAGAACCUCGAUGUCUGCGACGACCCGUCCUGCCGCGCGUUCGCCGGUCUGUCCUGGGGCGGGCGCCUGACAUACGAGAUGUACGUCAACGCGACGGACUACUUCUCCUGGUUCGGCAUGUUCUCGGCCGCGACCACGCCCCCGUACAUUACCAACGCGACGCUGGCGGCGAACCCAGCACUAGCGCAGAAGGGCAUCUUCGUCGCGUACGGCCUGUACGACUCGCAGUUCGAGCCCGGCCGAGAGAUCCAGGCGACGCUAGAUAGCAUGAACAUCACACAUCUGUCGCGCGUCACGCCGGUCGGCGCCCAUUGGUGGAAUACUUGGCAAGAUGAGCUGUGGUGGUUCGGUGUCAAAGCCCUCUGGAAGCCGUAUCCGUUUACGACGCGGACCGGGCGGUAGUAUUCAGUUAGUUCGUAUGAAGCACCUAGUAGCUAGGAUGUGUAUAAUAAAGGAAAUUUCCGGCACCCUCGUUCGAUGGCGUACGUUCUUAGCAGACACAUCGGGUCCGUAAAUGCAGGUCUCUACAUAAAAACACCUGUCUUAGUUGCUCAGCUCCGAUCUAAACUACAUGCCCAGGCCCUUUAGAUAAUCCGUUGGUGAUUCACCGCUUCUGCUAAAGUAAUUACCGGCAUGCUGCACAUGUUAUCAUCAGGUAUCCAGGUGACUAUCACACCACAUUAAAGGCUAGAUGAACUCGAACUUGCUAAAUUGUUAGAUCCUGAUAGUAGCAUGACUUGGCUUUGAGAGCCUGGAUUAGGAAGCGUACCUUGCAUGUUCAUGCGGUUCGUCCUGCAACCUAUUACCUGCAUAUGCAACUUUGGCACGGGUGUGGAUAGGGGGGUCCAAGGAACUGAAUUGUGACAUGAGCCAGUAAGAUGAGGAGGACGAGAUUCAACAUGAAUGUCGCGAUUGGGUGGCCAUUAAGCCAAACAGAUUUCUUACUCAACCUCUGGCAGUGAAAUCAAGGCUCCGUUGUUGAAAAGCCUCACGCAUAUUGACCAGUAUUUGCUAGCUUAUCGAGGCAAGUCGAGCAACAAUGACCAGUAAGAAACAUCGCGUAAUUAUGCCCGAAAACUACACAAUUAACUA
This is a messenger RNA of Annulohypoxylon truncatum, 2817 nucleotides long. RefSeq names its product carbohydrate esterase family 1 protein. Bases 742 to 2127 code for a protein of 461 amino acids. Lineage: Eukaryota; Fungi; Ascomycota; Sordariomycetes; Xylariales; Hypoxylaceae. The transcript has a single exon. The record is from RefSeq and is a predicted model, not a curated record.